UUUCCUUAAUAGAUAACAGGUUUCUCUUUGUUUUCACAAGAACCAUUUCAAACAUCAAAAUGUAUAAUAGACUGUUUAUUAGCAAUAGAGGAUUGUUACACCCCAAAAUAUGUGCAUUAUAUAUAUGUUUGUUAGGAACAAAAAUAUUUAGAGUGACUUAGUUGAGUCCUUCGAUUUGGUCUUAAAUCUUGCUCAGCUGGCUAAGCAGCAUAUUAGUGCUUGAACUUGAAGCAUCAAAAUUGUUAUUCACAUUUCACAAGGCUGUUUCAAAAUUUCCAAUCUCAAGCAAGGCCUAUGCCUAAGUUUCUUAACCAUAACAAUAUUGCUAAUUAAUGUAGUCCUCCCAAUUUCAUAUUGUCAAAUGGACAGAUCAAGAAGACUCAUUACUGAUAUAACAAUUAUAGAAGAGCUGUUUCUCAACUGCUUGUUUGUAGUGAGAAGAAAUUUCACAUGGCUUCAGCCUAAUUUAUAGGCAAGCUGCCUGCCCGACUGGCCUUUAUAUAGGUUUUACUGACACCAUGUCUCGGCAUCUGAUCUUUUCCAAACUGCAACACUUGAAGAUCAGUAGAAAGAGAAGAAAAACAUACUGAUAAACAGUAACGCUUGCAUUUUAGACAUAUAGGCAUGGAUAGAAGAUACGCUUUCCUUUUGGUGGCCCUUGCCCUAGUAUUCAUUUCCAUGGAAGCUAGCUAUGCUCAAGGUCAGAGCGAAGGCAACAGAAAGAAGGCACCCUAUGAUGCUGCUUCAACACAUUAUGAUGUUUUGGAACCGAGCACGACAGGACAGGAAAGAGUUUUUUGCCAAGCAAGAGGGGCUUGUAAUGGGAAGAUACUCACAUGUCCAGCUCAAUGCCCUCAGAGGAAGCCCCGGAAGAACAGGAAGAACAAAGGAUGCUUCAUUGAUUGCAGCAGCAAGUGUGAAGUCACUUGCAAAUGGAGAAAACCAAACUGUAAUGGAUAUGGCUCUCUCUGUUAUGAUCCAAGGUUUGUUGGCGGUGAUGGAGUUAUGUUCUACUUCCAUGGAGCCAAGGGAGGAAAUUUUGCCAUUUUAUCAGAUGAUUACCUCCAAAUCAAUGCACACUUCAUCGGAACACGACCUGAAGGAAGGACUCGAGACUACACAUGGGUGCAAGCCCUGGCUGUCAUGUUCGACACUCACACGCUGGUACUCGCAGCAAAGAGAGUGACUCAAUGGGAUGACAGCUUUGAUGCUCUUACCGUAAGAUGGGACGGUGAAGCAGUCAACAUCCCCAUUGAUGGAGAGGCUGAAUGGAGGAGUAAUUCAGAAGAAAGAGAAGUGGUAGUAGAAAGAACUGAUGAAACCAAUAGUGUUAAAGUGACAGUUGCAGGCCUGGUGGAAUUAAAUGUUAAGGUUAGAGCAAUUGGAGAACAAGAAAACAAAGUACACAACUACCAGUUGCCAGCGGAUGAUGCUUUUGCCCAUUUGGAGACUCAGUUCAAAUUCACCAAUAUAACCCAUCUCGUGGAAGGAGUUUUAGGCAAGACAUACAGGCCAGACUAUGUUAGCCCCGUGAAAAGAGGUGUUCCAAUGCCGAUGAUGGGUGGGGAGGACAAAUACCAAACACCAUCCCUCUAUUCCCCUCUCUGCAAAGCUUGCAGGUUCAAAGGACAAGCCGGUUUUGCUUCCAUCUAAGGCCUACCUUAUUAUACUGAUUUAAAAUAAAUAACAUACAUGUUUUAACAAGGCAGUGAAAUGUGUGUAUUGGUCUCUUCGGAUCAUCAGCUUUGUGAUUGAAUUACCAAUAAGGGCUAGACUUUGCCCAUGACAUCAUUAUUUUAAACAGAUGUAAACAAUUCUAUCGUUUUCAAAGAUGUAAAAUUUAGUUUUAUAUGUACCAGUUGAUAACAUAUUUGGUGAUAGUCAAAUCUUCAACCACAUUAAGAAAAAUUUCAUUUGAAGCCACAGCUACCACGCUAAAUGAAGAUGAGGAAGGUAGUAUGAAAGGAGCUAAUGGGAUGUUUGCUAGUAAUUAACUUUAGGUGUUGAGUAAUUGCUACUAAUUAAAUCUCCAGUUCGCGUGUGUAUUUUCCCUAUAAGAUUCUCUCUUAGGCUUUGCUUGAUAGAAAAAAUGGAAAGAUUGAGAAUGCAAAACUUACUAAUUUAACAAUUAAGCUACAAAGUAGAAAAGUGAUUAUAAAUUGUAACGAUUAUAUUAACAAAUUUUUUAUCCUCGCCUAUUUCUAUCCUUCCUACCAAAAAAGCCUUAACCUUUGUCAUUCGAGGAAGUGGUGUAAUCCUCACCACUCAAAGUUACACACUUUGAAAAUUUCUAGACAUAUGUCUUGAUAAAAAUGAGUAAAAUGUCUGUUUUGCAAAAUCAAAUCUGUUUGCUCAGGAUAGAGAUCAUAAAGCCCAAAUAUUAGGAUCAGAAUGAAGAAAACCACUGAAUCUUUUCCAGGCAUGUG
Molecule: messenger RNA, 2426 nt
Organism: Durio zibethinus
Lineage: Eukaryota; Viridiplantae; Streptophyta; Magnoliopsida; Malvales; Malvaceae
Source: RefSeq, a predicted model, not a curated record